AUGUCAAAUUUAUUAGUAGAAGAAAAUUCUUAUCCAUUACAUGAAAUCUAUUCAUUUGAUGUUGAACGUUACUACGAGUUAUUAAAUUUGCUUGUAGAAAUAAACUGUAUUGGCGGACGACAGUAUAGAGGAAGAUUAUAUACAGUUGAUCCAGUAACACAAUGUUUAGUUUUAUUUGAAAUUGAUGACAAUAACAACAGCGCUCAUGUUCACAUUAUUAUGCACCCUGAUAUUAUUGAAUUAAUUAUUAUAGAUGAUACUCCCAUUUCCUCAGCGAUAUACGAUCUUUAUUUAAAAUCAAAGAAGACGAAUGCUAUCACCGAUCAAGUAACAUCUUUGAAUACUAUCAAUGCUGACGCAAUUUCUGAACGUUUAAAUAAAGUUCGAACAUAUUUAACAUCAAAACGCAUACCAUUUCAAGAAAAAACUGAAAAUCAACUUAUCUCACUUGUAAUUCAUAAUGUUGUCAAUAUUUUACCACCCUAUACAUCAGAAAGCGUGAUUGGAACAAAUGAAAUUGUACUUAGUAGAAUUAAAAAUAUAAUUAAACAAAUUGUAUAA
Didymodactylos carnosus is the source of this 561-nucleotide messenger RNA. Lineage: Eukaryota; Metazoa; Rotifera; Eurotatoria; Philodinida; Philodinidae. The record is from the annotation of a GenBank genome assembly.